ACACAUCUCGCACGUUUCCUCCGCUUCCUGUAAUUAAAUUUCGUCACUGUUUCUCACUGGAGAGAGCCUACGGACAUUUAUUUUCUCGGCAACCAAACAGAGCGGGGAAUCAAGCAAACCACGAACAAAGCUUACUCUAAAUGGCCUCACAGUUCUUUUGAAGCUUCUUCUUCGCGUUGAUUCCAAAAAUGGCUACUGCCGGUGCUGGUAGUUACAGAAACGCUAAUCACAGGAACUCUCUCAACAACAAGGUGGACAAGAACUUGUCUGUGAACUCGAACCCCAAAACCUCUCUCAAGUCAAAGCCCUCACUCCGCAAGAGCGCCCCCGCCUCCCUCGGUGGCGCUGGAAAAGACGACUCCGGAGUUGCGGGACGAGUUCGAGUGGCUGUAAGGUUACGACCACGUAAUGCAGAGGAGAAGGUGGAAGAUGCUGAUUUUUCUGAUUGUGUAGAAUUACAACCAGAGAUGCAAAGGUUGAAGCUAAGGAAAAACAACUGGGACUCAGAUACUUAUGAGUUUGAUGAAGUGCUAACUGAGUUUGCCUCGCAAAAGCGUGUUUAUGAAGUUGUUGCAAAGCCUGUCGUGGAGAGUGUUUUGGAUGGUUACAAUGGGACUAUCAUGGCAUAUGGGCAGACUGGUACCGGUAAAACAUAUACUCUGGGACGGCUUGGGGAGGAAGACACAGCUGAUCGUGGAAUUAUGGUCCGUGCUAUGGAGGAUAUACUAGCCGAUGUAUCUCCAGAGACAGACUCUGUGUCAGUGUCCUAUUUGCAGUUAUAUAUGGAAACCAUUCAGGAUCUGCUUGACCCUUCUAAUGAUAACAUUCCUUUCGUUGAAGACCCAAAAACUGGAGAUGUUUCCGUACCUGGGGCUAGCCUUGUAGAGAUAAGGGACCAUCAGAGUUUCGUAGAAUUACUACGGUUGGGAGAAGCGCACCGGUUUGCUGCAAAUACAAAAUUAAACACGGAGUCCUCUCGUAGUCAUGCUAUUUUGAUGGUGCAUCUAAAGAGAUCUGUCAAGGGAAGAGAUUCAAUUCUUUCAACUGAAAUAAGUAAUAGCUCCCACAUGGUUAAAACUUUAAAGCCACCUGUUGUACGAAGGGGAAAGCUAGUUGUGGUAGACCUUGCUGGUUCAGAGCGUAUCAAUAAGUCAGGGAGUGAGGGGCAUACCCUGGAAGAAGCCAAAUCUAUCAAUCUGUCUUUGAGCGCAUUAGGGAAGUGCAUCAAUGCACUUGCGGAAAAUAGUUCUCAUGUCCCAGUUCGUGAUUCAAAGCUGACUAGGUUGCUUCGGGAUUCAUUUGGCGGCAUAGCAAGGACUUCUCUGGUUAUUACUAUCGGCCCAUCUCCACGUCAUCGAGGGGAGACGACAAGUACCAUAAUGUUCGGACAGAGAGCUAUGAGGGUGCAGAACAUGUUGAAAUUGAAGGAAGAAUUUGAUUACAAAAGUUUGUCUAGAAGGCUCGAUAUACAGUUAGACAAACUUAUUUCAGAUAAUGAACGGCAGCAGAAAGCAUUUGAGGAUGAAAUUGAAAAAAUAACAAGAGAAGCUCAAAAUCAGAUUGCUGAGGCUGAAAGAAAUUAUGCAAAUGCACUGGAGAAGGAAAGAUUGAAGUAUCAGAAAGACUGCAUGGAAUCGCUAAAGAAGCUUGAAGAGAAAUGGAUGAUGAAUCAAGGAAAAGAUGGUGAUGAAACGGGAAAGAACUCAGAUGUGUCUACAAAUGAGGAAUUUGCUAGAUUGAAAAAUUUGCUUCAGAAAGAAACUCUCGUUAGAAAAGCUGCUGAGGAGCAAGUUAAUAAUCUUCAAAAACAACUGGCUCAAUCGAAAACUGCGGAGGCAUCAGGAAAUUCUGAGAUCUUAAAGCUUCGCAAGAUGCUGGAAGAUGAGAAAUUCCAGAAACAAAAACUUGAAGGGGAAAUAGGAAGACUACAUAGUCAAUUAUUACAACUGAGUUUUCAUGCUGAUGAGACAAGAAGAAGACUUGAUCGGGUUGAUCCUGAAAAAGUUCUAGGUGCUCUGGAUUCUCCCAUGCAUCCAGGUCGGUCACAGCUAAAUGAUCUAGAAAAUGGGGAAAAAACCUCAAUAGCCAAUCUCUUUGAGCAAGUUGGAUUGCAAAAGAUUUUGUCAUUGCUUGAAGCAGAAGAUGCCGAUGUACGAAUUCAUGCUGUGAAAGUGGUAGCCAAUCUGGCCGCUGAAGAAGCAAAUCAACAGAAGAUUGUAGAAGCCGGAGGUCUUGCGUCCUUGCUAAUGCUUCUUAGGAGCUCUAAGGAUGAAACUGUACAUAGAGUUGCCGCUGGUGCAAUUGCCAAUCUUGCAAUGAAUGAAACCAAUCAGGAAAUAAUAAUGUCUCAAGGGGGAAUCAGGCUGUUGUCUAUGGCUGCAGUCCAUGCUGAGGAUCCUCAAACACUUCGAAUGGUUGCGGGAGCCAUUGCGAAUCUAUGUGGCAAUGAUAAGUUGCAAACAAAGCUAAGAAACGAAGGUGGUAUAAAGGCUUUGCUAGAAAUGGUCAGAUGCAGACAUCCAGAUGUUCUUGCUCAAGUUGCUCGUGGAAUAGCUAAUUUUGCAAAAUGCGAGUCAAGAGCAUCCACGCAAGGGACUAAGACUGGGAGGUCUUUUCUCAUUGAGGAUGGUGCACUUCCAUGGAUCGUGCAGAAUGCUAACAAGGAACCCUCGCCAAUCAGGCGGCAUAUUGAGCUUGCUCUUUGCCACCUAGCACAACAUGAAGAGAAUGCAAGAGACAUGAUUAGUGGGGGUGCCCUGUGGGAACUUGUUCGCAUCUCGCGAGACUGUUCACGCGAAGACAUCAGGACUCUUGCUUAUCGAACUUUAACCUCCAGUUCAACUUUCCAAGCAGAAUUGAGGCGGCUACGAAUAGAAUGUUGAUGAACAAGUGAAUUAUUGAAGUGGACUGGGGGAGAGUUAUAAUGACAAGUGCUCAAACAUAAGCUUAUAUUCUUUUCAGCUCAUCGGAGUGACCAGUUUUCAACAUAAGCAAGCCAGCAAUGCUUCUCGCUGCUAUGUUUUCCACUUUCAAACCGAGUUAUAUCGGAGUGCGUUUGGUAUUUUGUGUUCAAAAUGGCUAAUUGCAUCUGGGACCUUGUUUUUAAUUUUUCCGAUUUCAGAUCAUUGUUGUGUAAUCUGCAUAGCUAUAGUAUUUAUACUUGACUGACAGAAUCCAUUUGUGGGAUCAUAGUUAGUCUUGCAUGUAAUUUGUAAAUGAAAUUAUUAGAAUGAUAAUAGCUAACAGUAAAAUUAUUUCUUGUUAUGUAAAAGAAAUUCAGACGA
Tripterygium wilfordii is the source of this 3284-nucleotide messenger RNA. RefSeq names its product kinesin-like protein KIN-UA. Lineage: Eukaryota; Viridiplantae; Streptophyta; Magnoliopsida; Celastrales; Celastraceae. Gene Ontology annotation, molecular function: microtubule binding; plus-end-directed microtubule motor activity; ATP binding. Gene Ontology annotation, biological process: microtubule-based movement. The transcript has 19 exons. The coding region runs from base 189 to 2882 and encodes 897 amino acids. The record is from RefSeq and is a predicted model, not a curated record.